This is a messenger RNA of Coregonus clupeaformis (lake whitefish), 5714 nucleotides long. It is a transcript of the gene epb41l3b, whose product is annotated as erythrocyte membrane protein band 4.1-like 3b. Bases 241 to 4035 code for a protein of 1264 amino acids. Gene Ontology annotation, cellular component: plasma membrane; cytoskeleton. Gene Ontology annotation, biological process: cortical actin cytoskeleton organization. Gene Ontology annotation, molecular function: actin binding; structural molecule activity. NCBI's taxonomy places the organism in Eukaryota, Metazoa, Chordata, Actinopteri, Salmoniformes, Salmonidae. The record is from RefSeq and is a predicted model, not a curated record. The transcript is spliced from 25 exons.
AAUAACUAUCACAACCAGAAUCCCUAGCUGGGCUGAGUUUUCUGACAGUCGCGUCUGAUAGGCUGGUUAGAGCGACGCCGUGAGUGCUAUAGGGGAGUAUCAGGAAGGAAGGCUCUACGGUAGCUAGGCUACAAAUAUCGGCCUGACAGAGAGAGCGUUACCCAUACAUUUUACCGGAUACAUUUUCUAUUCUGUUGUCGUUUAAACCGAUUGGAAGAAGUGUUGUCUGUGUGAUUCGCCAUGACGACUGAAUCAGGAGCAGACUCCGAGCCCAAGCAGCAGCAGCAGGACAAAGGAGGGAAGGACAAGGCGAAGGCAGCAGAACACUUCCCAGCCGCGGCUGGACACAGCACACCUGCCAGGAAUAACCAGUUUGAGGAAGACCUGUCGUCAACCAGGUCAUCAACCAGUCGCCUGUCAAUCAAGUCUCCACUGAGGGGAGUCAAGAAGCUGAAGAAUAUGCAGUGUAAAAUCACCCUGCUAGAUGGCUCCGACUACACCAUGACAGUGGAUAAACGAGCCAGAGGCCAGGUGCUGUUUGCCAAGGUGUGUGACCAUCUGAACCUGCUGGAGACGGACUACUUUGGCAUCACGUACCGCGACGUGGAGAACCAGAAGAACUGGCUGGACCCUAACAAGGAACUGAAGAAGCAGAUAAGGACUGGCCCCUGGAACUUUGCCUUCAGCGUCAAGUUCUACCCCCCAGACCCUGCACAGCUGUCUGAAGACAUUACCAGGUACUACCUGUGUCUCCAGCUGCGUGAUGACAUGGUAUCCGGUCGUCUCCCCUGUUCCUUUGCCACCCACACCAUACUGGGCUCCUACACGGUCCAGUCAGAGCUGGGGGACUACGACCCAGAGGAGACGGAGUACAACAGUGAGCUCCGCUUCGCUCCCAACCACACCAAGGAACUAGAGGACAAGGUCAUGGACCUACACAAGAACUACAAAGGGAUGACGCCAGCUGAAGCAGAGUUGCACUUUCUGGAGAAUGCCAAGAAACUGUCCAUGUAUGGGGUAGACCUCCAUCACGCUAAGUUGGUAGGAAGCCUGUUUGAGUGUUUGGCUCCAGCUAAAGGCGAGGACUCUGAAGGCAUAGAGAUCAUGCUAGGAGUGUGCUCCAGUGGUCUCCUCAUCUACAGAGACAGACUGAGAAUCAACCGCUUCGCCUGGCCCAAGGUCCUCAAGAUCUCCUACAAGAGAAACAACUUCUACAUCAAGAUACGCCCCGGAGAGUUUGAGCAGUUUGAGAGCACGAUUGGCUUCAAGCUCCCCAACCACCGUGCAGCCAAGAGACUGUGGAAGACCUGUGUUGAGCACCACACGUUCUUCAGACUGGUGUCUCCAGAGGCCCCGCCUAAGAAGUUCCUAGGUCUUGGUUCUAAGUUCCGCUACAGCGGGAGAACCCAGGCUCAGACCCGGAGAGUGUCCUCUCAGAUCAUCAGGGCCGCGCCCAUCUUCGAACGCUCCUCCUCCAAACGCUACACCAUGUCGCGCAGCCUGGACGGAGCACCCGUAACAGAGAACCACGACACCCUGAUGAGGGACGCCACGCCCGCCAAAGCUGACGCCGCGGGAGACCUGAUCACCACGGUAACGCUGGAGAAGAAGGCAGAGGAGGAGGAGGAGGAGAAGGCUGAGGAAGAGGAGGGACAGAUCAACGCUACAGAGACGUCAGACCCUAAUGUCCCCUCAACCCCCCUCAGACACGACAACAAGCGCUCCCCAUGUCUGUACUCUUCUGACCCCCUCCGCUCUGAGCUCUCCCUCCCCUCCUCCCCCGUGGCCUCCACUAAGGUCCGUCGGCGGCGCAGGGAGAACGCGUCACGUAAACGCUGUGCCUCUGUCAGCCCGGCUAAAUCCUCGGCGGGGUGCCGUCGGCGCCAGGCCAAAGCGGACCGCGCCGCCGCCCUCCUAGAGGAGCAGGUGUUACUCCUGUCGGCCCGCAAACAGCGUCUAGAACAGCUGAAGGCCCACAGGAGGCGGGGCGGCACUCUGUUCUCCUUCUCCCUGCACCUCCCCGACCUCUCUUCCUACCUGGACGAGGACGGUUACCUCACCUUCCCCGACAUCACGGAGCUCACCUUCCUCCCUGAGAGCGUGCAGCACUUCCGGCCCUUCAGGUCACCCUCUCUCAUCCCCUGCUUCCUCUUCAUCUUCUUCUUCCUCCUGUCCACGUCGUUCUCGGUGCCCUACGCCCUCACGCUGUCCUUCCCGCUGGCGCUGUGCCUGUGCUACCUGGAGCCCAAGGCGGCUUCCCUCACCGCCUCCAUCGCUCAGGGCCUGCAUCACCAUGACAGUUGUUCAGAGGAAGAGGAAGAGACGGACAGCGAGCAAACUGACUUUGCCUUCGACGGGGAAAGCACGGUCACUGAGUCGGAGCCAGAAGAUGAUUAUUCUGAGAUGAGGACACAGAACACAGAGGCGUCGGAGGAGCUGGUGAAACAUCAGAGAGACAUCAGCGAACUGAAGCGCUCCUUCCUGGAGACGUCAGGUGGCGCUGACACCCUGGGACAGACAGAGUGGGAGAAGAGACUGUCGUCGUCUCCUCCGGCACGCUCCCACAGCGGGGGAGUGGAGGAGGCACCCAUGAUAGAACCACUACACACCCCACAGGACCCAGUAAGAUCCAGGCCCUGGGAGACGGAGGAGGUUCCUGCUGCUGAGGAAGAGAUGAAGCAGGAGGCUGCAGGCAUGGUGAACUCUAGCGAUGUGGGGGCGGGGACUGCAGGAGCACAGGGGUGUGGUCUGAUGACUCUAACUGACACCUUAGAAGACGUCACCAGUGACUGGACGGACAGAGAGACGGACGGAGAGAAGGACGGAGAGGAAGAGAGGUUUCCACUAUCUCCAGAGCUGAAGAUAAGUCCAGGGACGGUCAGACAGGAAGUCUCUACGGCCAUCUUGGACAAGAGAGGAACACUCAUCAUCCUGAGGGAGAUGGAGUCUGAAGACAAAAUGGAUGCCAGUGACAAAACGGACGCCAGCAGAGACGUUACCAAGACCAACCAGGAGAACGGAGGGGGGACUUCAGCAACUGUUGAGGAGGAUGGUGAGGAGCUAGACGGAGAUCCUCUGGCCCAAUCUAAGAAGAAAUAUGCCAUAAUCAACACAAAUGAAGAUGAGACCGGUGGUGAGGUAGAUGCUGAGACCAGCAACAAGAGACAGAUGUCUCUCAACUUAAGCCAGACGGAGAUUGGUGAAGAAAUGAAUGGUGUUAACUCACUGAAGAUGAGUGGUGUUAACUCACUGAAGAUGAGUGGUGUUAACUCACUGAAGAUGAGUGGUGUUAACUCACUGAAGAUGAGUGAUGUUGACUCACUCCAGAAGACUCCAAGUCCCUCCGAGGUCUUGAUCAAGACAGUUGAAAGGUCAGAGUUCACCACCGUGUCACAUGAGGAGGUGACAGAGCUGAUUACCCAGGAUGCACCACCACAGAGAGAGGAAUCGUGUGGCCUGGAUGAAGCUGUGAGCGACCUAUCACAGUCGAGUUUCCCCGACGGUCAAUUUGACACCAAACCAUCAUCUGGAUCUCGAGCCGUGAGCUCAGCUGGAGAGGAGGGGGAGACAGGAGGGAGCCAGGAGGGAGCCGGGAGGGGGCCGGUAGGGAGCCAGGAGGAUGCUGAGACAGCAGAGUCUACGGGACCUACGAAACCAGAGGCUGUGCCAGCGGAGGAGCCGACCGCCAAGGAGAAUCCUAUAGUCCACACAGAGACUAAAACCAUCACCUACGAGUCUUCAGAGGGUGACUACAAUGGUGACGCGGAACCCGGUGUUCUGAUGAGCGCUCAGACCAUCACCUCGGAAACCACCAGCACCACCACGACCACACACAUCACUAAGACGGUGAAGGGAGGGGUCUCUGAGACCAGGAUAGAGAAGAGGAUCGUCAUCACAGGAGAUGCAGGAGAUAUCGACCAUGAUCAGGCUCUGGCCCAGGCCAUAAAGGAGGCCAAAGAGCAGCAUCCUGACAUGUCAGUGACCAAAGUAGUGGUUCAUAAAGAGACAGAGAUCACACCUGAGGGAGAGGACUGACCCAGGAGUAAGACCCAGGACAGUUUUAUAUCCCCUUGGUGGAAGGACUCCAACCUCCAGCAUCCAACUCCCAACGUCACGAUGGGUUUCAUUACAUUACUGUGCUGCCUGCUAAGGCCCCAUUAUAACUACAGCCACCCUACUGUUCUAUAGACAGUCUGCCCUAUAGAAAUAUCACCUGUAGAGCGGGCUUCCCCCAUUCAAGUCAAUGAUGGCAUAAUAUAUUGUAAUUUCAAUGCUCUACGCUCUCUAUGGUUCCCGAUCCUAACCUGAGUUCCAUGUGUUUUUAAUUUGGCUUUACUGCCUAAAUCGUCCGUUGAUGUCAAUGGGAGAUUUUAAAGUCAAAUGAUGUAGUUAGGAAUCUGGAGUUAAGACGUAUGCCUAUCACCAGUCCCAUCCGUCAUUGUCAAAAUGUAUAUUGCAUGAGCAGAAUGACGCAAUGUUGCAUUAUUAUUACAAAUAAUUAUCAAGAUUACUACUCCGAAACUGUCAGAUAAUAAACAAACGGGUUAUUUGAUCCAUCCACUUGCGCACGCUGAACUCUACAACAGGCAAAAAACGGUUGAUUCGUUUACCUGCCUUGCUAUCCAUUUGGAUGAGUUUUUUAAAGAUUAUAUUAUAACAGUAAUUACUGUCAGCGUUUUGUUUUAUUUUUAUUUAUGAAAUGAAAAGUCAUCACUCCAAAAAAGUUAAACUGCUGUAGGCUUUAUGUGACAACGUUAGAGCACACAACAAUAUUAUUAUUCAUAGAUGACACCACCUCCUCACUCCAUCGUCUCAGAUCUACAGUGACGGAUAGAAAUGCAACCUGAUCGAGUUCUGUUCGUACGUGAGCUGUCCUAGGCAACAAAAAAAACUGCAAAACGCAGGCAGAUUAUAUCUCCUAUAUUCAGCAACAAGUGAUUUUAUUCAUGUUGUAUUUGUAUUUUUGUCUGAUCAUUUGUCAGUAUUCUUUAUUCAACCAGCAUGUUUCAAAUAGCCUGUGUCCCAGAUCGGUUUGUACUCUUGUGUCCCAGAUCGGUUAGUGCUCUUGUGUCCCAACUCCUUAUCACCCAUUGAGUGAAUAGCACAACCCGACUGGCACCCAGGCUAUAUUUGAGACGGUGAAAAGUCUGAAAGUCUGUUUUUAAAGGGUUUACGGAGUUGUGUUGUUGUGAUCUAUCUGCAAACGGACACAGAUGGUAUGCAUUCUCCUCUGUAUUAGUUAAGGGCUGGACUACAGUUCUCUCGAUGCUGUGUUUGACUGACCGAAAGGCCAAGGACUCAAACUAACAGAACUGCUCUGUCCAGACUGACAUAUUUCGGUCCCAAAUAGCACCCUAUUCCCUAAUAUAGCGCACUACCUUUAACCAGAGCCAUAUAUAGGAUGCACUAUAUAGGGGAUAGGGUGAUAUUUGGGACUGCCAGUCAAUCGUGUGAAUGUCUCCGGCAGCCAUAAUAGCUCUGUUCCACCAGUAUCAUUGGUGUAAAGUUGCUCCUAGACACUGAUCUCGGGUCAGUUUUUUUGCAUUUUCCCGACUAUGGCUAAGGUUGGGAAUGGGGGAGGGGAAGCUGAUCCUAGAUCUGAAUCUAGGGUUGAUUUCACCCCAGAGCCAGUAUCAUCAGUAUAAUAAUAAUAUAUAAUAUGCCAUUUAGCAGACGCUUUUAUCCAAAGCGACUUACAGUCAUGCGUGCAUACA